CGUGGUGAGAUGCCCGCUGAGGGUCAUGUCUCUAUAGUGAUAGUGCGCUACCAUUCCACACAGGCGGAUACUGUUCAAGAGCUGUCAACCCAGGGGGCCCACUGUAGGAAACAGUCCCGCUCCGAUUGGCGCAGGUACCCUUCACUAGCGCCCUCUUAUCCAACUUCGCAUGACCUUUUAUACUUUUGUCUCUAGGAAGUAUACUCCUCAAGCAGAAGUCUAACACAGCCGACUCACUCUCUGUCAUGGACGAAGAAGAGGACAUCGACAUAGCUGCGGCUAUGGGCUUCUCCUCGUUUGGGGGAACCAAGAAGCGAAAAUUCGACCAUGAAAACUCACCAAAGGCCAAAGCCGAUGCAAGCGGUGCAAACUCCACCAAACUCGGGGUUAGAACGAAGAAAGUUGCUAGUGGAGAAGCGGAUGAGCCUGAGGCUUCCGAGUCAAAGAAGACGCCGGCAACAGAUUCUGGUCUUGCCAGCUUCCUAGCACGUGGUCAAACCCUUCCGGAAACUCCCCUUGGCGCUGCUAAUGGCGCUGCUCCGAACGAUCAGUCUGCAAUGGAAACUAUGUCAUUUGGCGGACCUCCCAUUUCGAGAGCAGAUCUAAAUGCGCUUCGUAAUGGAGUUCAGAAUGAGAACGGGGACACGGCCUAUUUUCUACCAAGCUUCGUUGAGGACCCUUGGGCCAAGCUCGGAAAAGGCAACAGUGGAUGAUAAUGCAAAACAGCUCCACGAAUCAGGUUACUGGCAAGAUUGCAUCAGAACUUUAUGGCAUCUCAUUGGAGAGAUUGAAGUUGCCAUGGUGUUCUACCGAGUAUUGUUGUAGAGCCAUCAGGGUCUAAAAGCGACCAAAAGGCGGUGCUUCAUGGGUGCUUACGCACGUUGAUGUAUUCAGAUUACUGCGCCUUUGUCAAGACUAGUGUAUAUCGCACACCCAUCAAUCAGGGUAGUGCGAGUUAUGGCCAUGUUUUGUUAGGCUGGAAAAAGACGAAAUCAUUUGUAACGUACCAAUCAGUUGAAAUACAGUGUCUAGAACUGAUUAGCACUAGCUUAUCAGCAAAUUGACUAAACAAAUAGUUGUGUAAUUCAAGAGCUGUCGAAUAGUAUCUCAAUCAGAUCCG
Messenger RNA from Bipolaris sorokiniana ND90Pr, 1120 nucleotides. RefSeq lists its product as uncharacterized. The transcript has 2 exons. Lineage: Eukaryota; Fungi; Ascomycota; Dothideomycetes; Pleosporales; Pleosporaceae. The coding region runs from base 246 to 713 and encodes 155 amino acids. The record is from RefSeq and is a predicted model, not a curated record.